Molecule: messenger RNA, 2192 nt
Organism: Acanthaster planci (crown-of-thorns starfish)
Lineage: Eukaryota; Metazoa; Echinodermata; Asteroidea; Valvatida; Acanthasteridae
Source: RefSeq, a predicted model, not a curated record
CACAGACGAACAAGAGGCUCUUACUAGCUGCGGUCUAAGACACCAACUAAUAUCUAGCAGCCGACAGUGAUGUGCCGUCAUUAAGCCCGAUCAGAUGAUCUUUACAAAGCCUGACUGACAUCUGUUGUUGAAAUAGAUUUGGUCCCAUAUAGCCAUGGCUGCAACAAUGCUCAAGACCCUCUUUCUGUUUUUGAUGCUUCUCUCCACUGUCAAGAGUAACUGGGAUGGUGAUAACAGUGACCCAACACUGGCAAAUUUGGGAUUUUAUGUCUAUAACAUGACAUGCAACGACGAUGCAACUUUUUGUGAGCACUGUGCGCAUCUUCGCGUUUUUGGGAGACCAUAUAUACUCACGAUCGAAUACACGACGGAUCCCUACAAGCUCAAAUAUUACUUUGAAGACGGAAAGCGAGACUGGAACUACUAUAUCGCUCAAGAGGACCCGCAUCAAGUGUACCGAUGGUGCCAGUGUGCAGACGGCAAGCACGACCCCGAUCCGAUUAGGAGAGUGGUUUUGUGUGUCGAGAACACCUUCAGUGACAUCUCACUGCCUGGCAAUUGCCCCAAACCUGUGGCUUUGGUCAGCUAUGACUAUCAUCCACUCGACGAACAAGUGACAGGUCAGCAAGCACUGUAUUGCCUGCCUUAGUUUGGUCGUAUUGGUCAAACAAAUUACCGCUUUUACGUGGCUUCGUAAGGAGUUUUUAAUGGCAGCAUGUAACGUAUUCAAAGUGCUUAAGAAGGGGAAAAUAAGUCCAGAUUAUUGACUGAAACAACUUCAGUUGAGUCUUCUCAACUCCAAUUUCGUCAUGGCGAACCACCAUUUUCAUUUCAAAUUAAAUCUUUCCCAUUUAUCAGCAAUAAAGAUUUAUGGUCUCUGCAUGUGAGACACUUAUCCAAACACUGAAAUAAAGCAAAUUUUCAUCUGCCACGUAUGCGUACAUCUUUGGCUAAAAACAAUCAGAUCAAUCAGGGGCUAAGAAUAUGGAACUCUGUGAAUGAGAAUCUGAAAGCCUCGAAAAUUUGUGAAUCUUAAAAUGAAAUUUUAAAAAGAUCAUAUUGAAUGAUUACUGUUAAUAAUUACUGACUGUGGAAUUGAUUAUCUUUGUCUAUAAUCUUCCUUGGUUCUUAUUCUCUUUCAUUUUUCCUGUCCUAAUUUUUUAUGUAAAACUUAGGUCAUUAACUGACAUACAGAGCAAGUGUCAUGUCUGUCUAGUGUUUGUCCUUUGUGUGCUGUCAUUAAUCAAUAGUAACUAUAAAUUGCUUCGAGGGCCCACAAUCAUGAGUUUUGCUUUUUAGUGGGUACCUCCACGCCUUUGUGCCGUAUUUAUAUAGUGUUUGAAAAGUUAAAUUGUAAGUAUGCAAAGCUGUGGAAAUAAAUGAUCAAUGAGCAAUAAAACCAGUCUUGUGGCAAGACUAGCCUUAAACGCGGGUUUAAGACCGGUCAAGCACAUAAUUUAUUUAUUUCCUUAUUAAAGCAAGGAAUUAUUUGCACACUUAAUUCAAGUACCGUUAUGUGCUGAGGAACACACAACUCGGCUCUAAAUCAUUCAUGCCUUAUAUGGUAAACUACUGCACGAACAAAUUGCUUCUGAUUUCAUAAUGAAAUAACUUCUACUUUCUUAAAAUAUGUAAAGGCAUUUUUUUAGAUUUCAAUAUUCAAAUAUGGCUUAAACAAUAUUUAGUGAACCCUGCUACAUUAAAGUGACGUGUAUUGAUCUCGUUAACGCACUAUUAUAUAGUGUCCAUUGAUAAUGAAGAUUACACGCAGUGUCACAGACAUGAAGUUGAUGGCGGUCGUGGUAAGGGUGUAAGAAGUUGUAAAGCCGGUAUUUGGGGUUCAAUUAAAAGUCAGCCAAUAAAAUUACAUCACCUAUAAAAAAAGAAAAAUUCACUCUGAAUACGUUUCUCCUGAUGUCAUAACGUGCAAAUUGAGUUGUCCAACCACCAAACGCACGAAACCUUACACAGAAAAAAUGCCAAAUUAUCUACAAAAGGCCUAAAAUUUAUCAAGUUUUCUCAUAAAUCCGUACCUUUUGUGUUUGCGUCCUCCAACGCCGCUGUGGUUGGGAUCUAAUUUUGCAUUAAUUUGGGGAACAACUACUGUGAAUGUAAUUGGAAAUUAUCCACUGAUAUUGUCCAUGUGCACUGACACAUAAUCCGCCAUUUUGAUUCCACCAAUUGAGACCCUG